GCUACCGGAACCCUCGGUGCCAGCUCUGCGAGAUCGAAGAGGUACGACAGGCAGUUCCUUCCAAGGAGAUGUCGAUUCCAUUCUCCAACACCCACUAUCGAAUUCCACAAGGAUUUGGGAAUCUUCUAGAAGGGCUGACACGUGAAAUUCUGAGGGAGCAACCGGCCAAUAUACCAGCUUUUGCCGCAGCAUAUUUUGAGAAUCUUCUAGAGAAAAGAGAGAAAACCAACUGUGACCCUGCAGAAUGGGGGGCUAAGGUAGACGACCGCUUCUAUAACAACCAUGCAUUCAAGGGCCAAGAAGCACCUGAGGAUGGUGAGCCUGAAACAAAGUCUCAAACAGCUGAGGAGGACAUGCCCGCCCAGGGCAGUAAAUCUGCUGAACAGGAACAAGAGGAGGCCGCUAUCAAAAUCCAAGCAGCCUACCGGGGGUACAGAGCCAGGGAGGAGGUAAAGAAAAUGAAAUCCAAUAUGGCUGAGACACAGGAAGAGAACUGAGCAGACCGGCCCACCCCAGAGCACAUGGAAAAGUAAUCCAGAUCCAUCAAUCUUAUGAUUGUCAUUUUUCCCUUACUAAAGGAGAUUUGAUGUAGUGAAAUAACAUUUGUUGCUGUUGUGAAAAUCUGUCGUGAGCAUUUGUUUAAUAAACAUGCC
Messenger RNA from Sorex araneus (European shrew), 653 nucleotides. RefSeq names its product sperm autoantigenic protein 17 (gene SPA17). The coding region runs from base 69 to 497 and encodes 142 amino acids. NCBI's taxonomy places the organism in Eukaryota, Metazoa, Chordata, Mammalia, Eulipotyphla, Soricidae. Gene Ontology annotation, molecular function: calmodulin binding. The transcript has 5 exons. The record is from RefSeq and is a predicted model, not a curated record. Gene Ontology annotation, biological process: binding of sperm to zona pellucida. Gene Ontology annotation, cellular component: sperm fibrous sheath; membrane; cytoplasm.